Molecule: messenger RNA, 1930 nt
Organism: Lasiosphaeria miniovina
Lineage: Eukaryota; Fungi; Ascomycota; Sordariomycetes; Sordariales; Lasiosphaeriaceae
Exons: 1
Coding region: 147-1733 (528 amino acids)
Molecular function (GO): protein binding
Source: RefSeq, a predicted model, not a curated record
AAGCGGUGACCCAGCGCUAUACCCUCGGGGUUUGGGAAUCGGAUCCACAGGGCAGCAGUCCUUCCCCAGCCCAGCGCAAACCACGCAGCGCCCACCAGCGCCGGCAAGCCCUCGCCUACUCCCACCGCUCCGCUCCGCUCUCGACCAUGACGGCGAUCAUGUCGCCAGGUUCGUCUCCAGCGACUUCGCCGCCCGCUAUUUCCUCGCCCCCUCCGAGCGCAUCCCACCCCGCACUUCCUCCCUUAAUAACCUCGCCGCCAGCGCGCAGAAGCACCCUCCCGCGCCCAAUGUCGCACGCCUCAAAGAACCGCCUGUCGCAGUACUCGACGGCUUCGAUCCCGUCGCGGUCGCGACCCCCGUCUCACAUCUUCCCCAUCUUCCCUUCGAGUCUCUCGUACGCCCUCGUACGAGACUUUGCCUAUCCCCCGGGGCACCCCAUGCAUUACGGCCCGCCCCCGGAGCCAUCGCGUCCGCCCUCGGGGAGGACUACUCCGGCGAGCGAGCAGAGACGUCUAUCCGACCCUCCGAUGGCAUGGGACAGCAAGAGCUGGGACAGCCAGUCGUGGGUCACCGAAGGCUCCGGGGGCUUCAGCAAGGCCGGCGACCUUCCCCCAAUCCAGUUCGCUGACGGGCCGCCUUGGAGCGAGGACGAGGAUCUCCAGAGCCCCGUCGUCAGUUCGCGACACAGGAAACACAAGUCAUCUUCGGGCUCGUACGGUCACGGCAGAAGCCGCAGCCAACGCGAAGUCGCGACCAGCCAGUCUAGCCAGUCCAGCUCAAUGAUGAACUCGGACAACUUUGACCACGAGCGGGGAUAUUAUGUCGGCACCAGCGGCGACGGCAGUGAACGGUACUACAUCAACCAGGGGAGCGAGGCCAACGGCCCGGGUGGCGAGUACGUCACCUAUCCCCCGGACCAGGCGCGGCACGCGGGCAAUGCCUACCAGAUUACGGACCAACAGCCUCGUCAAUAUGCCAACCCUGGUGCCGGCUUCGAUUCGGACGAGUCAAGUCCCAGCUCUUCUCCUAGCUUCCAAGUAGAGGACCAGUCCAGGUACUCGAGGGACUAUCAGUUCACCAUCACCUCUCCCGACGAGGAAAUGCAUGGGAAGGCCGUGGCGCUCUUUGAUUUUGAGCGCGAGAACGAAAACGAGUUACCACUAGUCGAAGGCCAGAUCAUAUGGGUGUCGUACAGGCACGGGCUGGGGUGGCUCGUUGCCGAGGACCCGAAGACGCAGGAAAGCGGGUUGGUGCCCGAGGAAUACGUCCGGCUCCUGCGUGACAUUGAAGGGGGGAUGAACAGCCUCACGGGCCAGCUCAGCGAGACGCCCACAAGCCCGAAUGAGGUUGGGACACCAACCCAGGCAGAGCAUCAGAACUUUGGCCAAUCGCCCGCCCCGAGCGUCACGACCAACGGGUACCACCAGCCCGUCGUGUCAACCUUCUCGACCUCGAGCAAAGAUCUCAACCCCUACCCGCAACAUCUCCUCGGCACGCAAACGGGCCAGGCCCCACCCCAAGUCGUCCACUACCACGGGCAGCGGGGCGGCAGCCAAGCUAACACACCGACACUUCUCUUUCACCAGGACGUGGGGCCCAUGCGCCGAGGGAGCUUGGACACGGCCACCAAGAAGAGCACCGACUUACCAGGCCUCGAAACUCUCCCCGAUGUCAAGAUGGAGUCUCCCGCCUCCUCGCCUGACUCGGACUCCAAGAUGGACUUGGAUAGGUGAUGAUUGCGGUGAUUAGAAAGGACAGAUCAACAGGGGGUUUUUGGGAUUCAGAGUAAUGACGGACAGAGAUUACCAAAUUCAAGAGCAAAUGAAGCAUUCCACGGUUCAAUGAGCAUUUCACGAACGUCUUAAAGGAGCAAUAAAGAGGGGUCGGUUAUUGUAUCACUAUAUCCUAUGCGGUUGAUUGGGGGCCAAGA